This is a messenger RNA of Culex pipiens pallens (northern house mosquito), 3882 nucleotides long. RefSeq lists its product as uncharacterized. Gene Ontology annotation, cellular component: nucleus. The coding region runs from base 213 to 3665 and encodes 1150 amino acids. The transcript is spliced from 9 exons. The record is from RefSeq and is a predicted model, not a curated record. NCBI's taxonomy places the organism in Eukaryota, Metazoa, Arthropoda, Insecta, Diptera, Culicidae. Gene Ontology annotation, biological process: regulation of transcription by RNA polymerase II. Gene Ontology annotation, molecular function: RNA polymerase II transcription regulatory region sequence-specific DNA binding; zinc ion binding; DNA-binding transcription factor activity, RNA polymerase II-specific.
GUCGUACAACGUGCUAAAUUCCUCACCGGGCUGUUUUGGGUGGGAGACAUUACACAAAUGUAAACCCAUCGGCCGUUGGUGGACCCCUCGGCAAUGUUUACAAUACAAAUAAACCAGUUUGCACAGUUUGCAAGUUACGUGUGCGCUCGAAGAUUUUUGAUAAUUUUUGAAUAUUAAGAUAUUUAAUACAUAAUACUUGCAAUACGUUCACAAUGUCACAUAAAAGCAUUUGCCAAAUUCCAGACUCCUCACUUCCGGAAUCCAUCACCGAAACCAACCUCACAGAACCACUUCUGGAAGUUAUCAAAGAGGAACCCCAGCUGGACAUCCCAGCCACCGAACAGCUGUACGAAGUCUUGCUCCUAGUUGAGGAACCAAAGUCCGAACCAGCCGAACCCAUCCCGGAGGUGUCCCUCUUCUGUUCCCUCUGUCUACGCCCGUGCACCUGCGACCAGGUGGUCGAAUUCUCCACCGAACCCAGCUGGAACGGCCUGGAUGUGGCGAGCGGACGGGACAAGUUGGUGCCACUUUUGGGCGUGGAGAUUGAGCUGGAGCAGUGUGCCGUUUGCCGGUCGUGUUGGACAUUGGUGGAAAUGUUGGCCGAUUUUCGGGAGAGUUGUCUGAAGGCGGCUGCUUGGAGGAUGCAGUUCAAUUUUGGGUUGGACGAGGUUGGGGACGAUUGGUUGUCCAAGGAGAACUUGGAGUUGAUGGCGAGGACGCAGAAGGUGGUUCAAAGGCAUGUGGAACGUAUUCAAACGGCUGAAAUUGUGACGCGGAACAGUCAAAAUUCGGAUGCGAAUGAUUUGCCGGAGGAGAAGCCAAUGCUGAAAGAUGAAAAGGAUUGGGUGCAAGGCGCGAACUAUUCAGAAUCACCAAAAGAACUGCCAAAAAAUGAUUCCCCCAGCGAAUCCGCCGAAAUCGUCGAGAAAAUGGAAAUAUCAUCAUUUAGCUGCGCAAAAUGCCAGCGAAAGUUUGAAACCAAAUCGGGCAUGGCGAUUCACUUCAAGUAUUGCAUAAAUCCAACGCGCAAGAAGCCACUUGUCCCGAAGCUGCACACUUGCUCGAUCUGUUCGGCCAAUUUCAGAUACUGGUCUCAGUUGGAAGAGCAUUUUACAAGGCACGCGGGAAGCAAAGAAUUCGAGUGCCGCAAGGGAAACUGCAAGAGACGGUUCUUUUCUAUGCCUAGUCGAAAGAAACACGAAAACAAUUGCAAGGGAAUGAACUUGUUGGAGGUAAGUUUUGGUCAAGAAUCUUCGGCAACAUGCAGCGAGACCAUGGAGAUGCAGCUUCCAACAGAGAUACGGGUUUACCCGUGCAAAAAUUGUCCACGGAAAUUCGACACCGAAGGAGGAUUGAGUAAACAUGCUUGGAGGUGCAAAGAACCAGAUCAGAACCGCCAGCUCCACACAUGCGAGAUCUGUUCGAUGGAAUUUCUCAAUGCUAAAAAUCUUGAUGCGCACAUGAAUAAGCACAACGGAAUCAAACCGUACAAGUGCAAAAACGAAACCUGCGGCAUGCACUUUUACGGCAAGCUUGAAAUGUACGCGCACGGUAGAGUUUGUGGCAAGGACAAACCCAUCUGCCAGCUGUGUGGCCGUCAGCUGUCCUCGGAGGUGACGCUGCGGGCGCACAUGGAAACCCACGCGGCAGAGCCCACCGCCGAGUGUGAAACGUGCGGCAAAAAGUUUAAAACGAAAAAGCUUCUCAAGACGCACCAGGCGGUCCACUCGGACGAGCGGAAGUUUUCGUGCGACGAGUGCGGAAAGGCUUACAAAACGCUGUACGCGCUCAAAGUGCACCGGCGGAAUCACAUGGAGGUGAAGCCGUUCAGUUGUACCGUUUGCGGGAAGGGGUUCGUGUACAAGUGUCUCGUGAAGCCGCAUAUGGAUAAGUAUCAUGGCGGAGGGGAUUUCAAGGGAACACCAAUAACCAAAAACUUAAUUUUACAAUACAGAAUGGAGGGCACCGGCAAAAAGAGUCGCAAAAAGGUCGAUCCCAAAGUGCUGGAAGCUUGCAUGAGCGCGGUUCGUUCCGGGGAAAAAUCCUUCUACGCCGCCAGCAAGUCCUUCGGCAUUCCCACCUCCACGAUCCGCUACCGGAUGAGCGAUGAGUGGAAGAACCGAGCUCAGAAAGGGUCGGGCACGGUGUUGACGCCGGCCGAGGAGAAACGGAUCAUUGCGUGGCUGCAGGACAGCGAGACAAAGGGUCUUCCGGUGGGGAAGCAAACUCUUCUUUUCAAGAUUAGAGAUUUGCUCGUGGAAAACCCGCGACCGACACCGUUCAAGGACAAUAUUCCGGGUCGAAAGUGGCUCACUGGAUUCCUUAGGCGUCAUCAAGGAAAAGUAACGCUGCGAACCGCUGAAGCGGUAAUUGCGGCCGGACCUUCCAACAGUCACAACCCCGCCGAUGAGCUAGAAACUAAGGAAAUCAAGCAGGAAAGCUUGGAGGAAGUUUUCGCCGAACCGAUAAACAUCCGGAAGUGCCAAAAAUCGGAGCCACCUUCAACGUUCUGCUCGCUCUGUCUGCGGCAAUGCUUGGAGGAGCAGGUCCAGGAAUUUUCCACCUACCAGAGUUGGAAUGGGGCCAGCUUCGAAGAUCGUCGGGGGAAGUUGGAGCAGAUGCUGGGAGGCGUGCAGAUUGACGGGGACAUUUGUCAGACCUGCUGGCGCAUGGUCGAGCUGGCCGUGGACUUCCGGCAGAGCUGCUUGAAGAUGGUCGAGUUAAAGGAGAGAUAUCCGGUUGGAGUUGCGAGGAAGGAUGAGGACGAGGAGGAAUGGUUUGUUGGGGGAACCUUGGAAGGUUUGGGUCGAACGCGGAAGAUGGUGCAGGAUCAUAUGCAGCGCGUUGAGUUCGCGGAGGUCAGUUUGAGGAAUGAAAUCAACAUGAAAGUAGAGAAGGGUUCUGACGAUGACACGACUUUGCUGGAAGAAGAUACGGAUUUUUGUGAAGAUCACUUCGAAGAUGACACUGGAAGCAAUCCUGACGAAUCAACGGAAAACGUGGAAGAACCUUGCGAUGAACCAGACUUAACACUAGCCGAAAGCAUCCCAAUUCCACUGUUCACAUGCACCAGCUGCAACAGAUCGUUCGAGAGCAAAGUGUCGCUGCACGUCCAUCUGAACUAUUGCGACAGUUCGAAAACGGAACCGAUCCGCACGUUCAGCUGCACAGUCUGUUCGGCGGAUUUCAUGUGCCGCGAAUCGUUGACCGGUCACCUCAACAAGCACAAAGGAAUCAAACCGUUCCAGUGUUCCAAACCCAGCUGCACCAAGACCUUCUACAGUCCGAUGACGCUGCGCGUCCACGAGCGAGGUUGCGGCUCGUCCCCGUUCGUUUGUGCGCUGUGCGGAGUGACCACCAAGACCCUUUCGAGCUACAGAGCGCAUCAGGAGACACAUAACGAGCGUACGCUGGCCUGUCCGGAUUGUGAUAAGAAGUUCUCGUCGAGGACGUACCUCAAAAAGCACCAGAAGGUGCACACGAACGCACGGAACUACCCGUGUACGGAGUGCGGGAAGACGUUCAAGACCAACUAUGCGGCGCGGGUUCAUAUGAGGAUUCACACGCAGGAGAAGCCGUUUAGUUGUGCAAUUUGUGGGAUGGGAUUUGCGUACAAAUGCUUGGUGAAGCCGCACAUGGAGAAGAACCACGAGGGAGCGAUUUAAUAAAUCUUGACGAAGGAAUGUUUCACUUCAGUAUUUAUAUCACUUCCAGAUUCAGCUGUAUAAUGAAAGCUCCCUUGAAUCGCCUAGUAGUAAUGCCGAUCCUGAGUGAUGAGUAUUCAGUAACUUUGGUCUACGACUAUUUGGGAAACGGUUUCAGCCCUGAAAAGGACUCGAGCCAGCUAAUGGAUUUCGAAAUGUUUUCAGUAACAGAUGCAUA